Messenger RNA from Phodopus roborovskii (desert hamster), 2779 nucleotides. RefSeq names its product zinc finger protein 131 (gene Zbtb35). Gene Ontology annotation, molecular function: DNA-binding transcription factor activity, RNA polymerase II-specific; RNA polymerase II cis-regulatory region sequence-specific DNA binding; protein binding. The transcript is spliced from 7 exons. The coding region runs from base 455 to 2221 and encodes 588 amino acids. The record is from RefSeq and is a predicted model, not a curated record. Gene Ontology annotation, biological process: regulation of transcription by RNA polymerase II. Lineage: Eukaryota; Metazoa; Chordata; Mammalia; Rodentia; Cricetidae. Gene Ontology annotation, cellular component: nucleus.
GAGAGGAGGGAGGGCGCCGGAGGGAGAGGCGACCCGGGCGGGAGUCGUUGUGGGCCGCGGGCCGGACCGGGGCUGGGGCUGCGGGAGCCCGGGCCGGGCGGAAGUCUCGGCGGGCCGUUGGGAGGUCGCCGAGGCUGUUCGGUGCCCUCCCCGGCCGGACUGGCGCUCCUGGGCGCCCGGAGCCUCCGGCACCGUGCCCACCCCGCUCCCGCUCGCGUCUCCAGACUCCAAUUAGGUCAGGCUCGGAGUCCCGCGGCCGCCGCUCCGGCCCGCGACGCGCGGCGGCCGCUCGGCUCGCCUUUCUUCUUGCCCAGCCUUGCUCUCGGCCUCCCCCUCCCCCUUCUCCCCCCGUUCCUGGGUUUUGUUUUGUUUUCUGCUGUAGGGGUUUUCGUGUCAGCCCGAGCUCAUGGGUGUACAUUAUCAUGCUCCUCUUUUGUAGAGCACCCCGACGGCCAUGGAGGCUGAAGAAACGAUGGAAUGCCUUCAGGAGUUUCCUGAACAUCAUAAAAUGAUCUUGGACCGGUUGAAUGAACAACGGGAGCAGGACCGGUUCACGGACAUCACCCUGAUUGUCGACGGACACCAUUUUAAGGCCCACAAGGCUGUUUUGGCUGCCUGCAGUAAGUUCUUCUACAAAUUUUUUCAGGAGUUUACUCAAGAACCUUUGGUUGAAAUAGAAGGUGUUAGUAAAAUGGCUUUUCGUCACUUAAUUGAGUUCACAUAUACAGCAAAACUAAUGAUACAAGGAGAAGAAGAAGCCAAUGAUGUGUGGAAAGCAGCAGAGUUUCUACAAAUGCUGGAAGCUAUUAAAGCCCUUGAAGUCCGGAACAAAGAAAACUCAGCUCCAUUAGAGGAAAAUACUACAGGAAAAAAUGAGGCAAAAAAAAGAAAGAUUGCUGAAACGUCCAAUGUUAUCACUGAAUCGUUGCCAUCUGCAGAAUCAGAGCCUGUGGAAAUUGAGGUGGAGAUUGCUGAAGGCACAAUUGAAGUAGAGGAUGAAAGCAUGGAGACUUUGGAGGAGGUUUCUUCUGCUAAGCAGUCUAUAAAGUACAUACAGAGCACAGGCUCCUCAGAUGAGUCCGCACUAGCACUCCUGGCAGAUAUCACCAGCAAGUACCGCCAAGGUGAAAGCAAAGAACAGAUUAGUGAAGAUGACUGUGCAUCUGACCCCAUAAGCAAACAGGAACACAUGAAAUCACACUCCACUGAGAGUUUCAAGUGUGACAUAUGCAAUAAAAGGUAUCUUCGAGAGAGCGCAUGGAAACAGCACCUAAACUGUUACCACCUUGAAGAAGGUGGGGUGAGUAAGAAGCAAAGAACUGGGAAAAAGAUUCACAUUUGCCAGUACUGUGACAAACAGUUUGACCACUUUGGACACUUUAAAGAACACCUUCGAAAACAUACAGGUGAAAAACCAUUUGAAUGUUCAAAUUGUCAUGAGCGGUUUGCUAGAAACAGCACUCUUAAAUGUCACCUCACUGCAUGUCAAACUGGAAUAGGAGCAAAAAAGGGAAGGAAGAAGCUUUACGAAUGUCAGGUUUGUAACAGUGUGUUUAACAGUUGGGACCAGUUCAAAGAUCACUUGGUAAUACACACCGGAGAUAAACCCAACCAUUGUACUCUGUGUGACUUGUGGUUUAUGCAAGGAAAUGAAUUAAGGAGGCAUCUUAGUGAUGCUCACAAUAUUUCAGAGCGUAUAGUAACUGAAGAGGUGCUUUCAGUAGAAACACGUGUACAAACUGAACCAGUGACAUCAAUGACUAUCAUAGAACAAGUUGGAAAGGUGCACGUGUUACCACUGCUGCAGGUCCAGGUGGAUUCAGCACAAGUCACUGUGGAACAAGUCCAUCCAGAUCUGCUGCAGGAUGGCCAGGUGCAUGACUCACACAUGAGUGAGCUCCCAGAGCAGGUGCAAGUGAGUUAUCUGGAAGUGGGUCGCAUUCAGACUGAAGAAGGUACUGAAGUGCAUGUGGAGGAGCUGCAUGUUGAACGGGUUAAUCAGAUGCCAGUUGAAGUACAAACUGAGCUUCUAGAAGCUGACUUGGAUCACAUGACCCCUGAAAUCAUGAGCCAAGAGGAGAGCGAGCCUAGCCAUGCAGAUGCUGCUGAGGCUGCCAUGGAAGAUCAUGAAAAUGCUGAGGGGUUAGAGACUAAACCAAGAGAAUAUCCCCAAGCUGGAAAAGCAGAGAAUGACAGAACAUCUAUGCCAGUUUUAGAAUGAAAUAACAAUUACAUUUUUAAAUUUACAUUUGGGGUAAACUGAUGGGCAGUGUGACCUUAAGCUAGCAGAUAAGUGGACCAAAGUUAAACUAUUUUCUGUUGUGCUGAACUGUUUCUAUGGAAACAGACUGAUGUCCUUCCUUCCAGUUAAUGCCACAGAAUGGGAAUAUUUCUCAUAAUGAGUGGGAGCUUUGAGAAGUAUAUUUCUGGUAACUUAAAUGAAUUAUAUUCUUAUUAUAUAGUUGGGUACGAAUGCAUCUAUUUUCAUUGUGGUAAGGGUCUCCUUAUUCUCUUCCCCAGGUCAUGUCCUUAAUUCCUUCCAUAUUAUAAAAUCAUACAUAAAACCAUUAGAAUACAUGUCUUUGUAUUCUAAUGCAUGUUAGGAAAUUGAGUCUGUAGGCAACACAAAGCUGCAUGAGGGAAGUGCAUUGUUACUGUGCAGUAAACAUUGGGAUCUGGCUGGCUUUAUUUUGAACAACAUUCUUGUCUAUCCAGUAGUUACAAAUGCUGUCUCCAAAAUAGAAAUGGUGGUGGCAGAAUUUCUAGAAUGUUAAAGAAA